Messenger RNA from Sarcophilus harrisii (Tasmanian devil), 2438 nucleotides. It is a transcript of the gene LHX5, whose product is annotated as LIM homeobox 5. The record is from RefSeq and is a predicted model, not a curated record. NCBI's taxonomy places the organism in Eukaryota, Metazoa, Chordata, Mammalia, Dasyuromorphia, Dasyuridae. Bases 1040 to 2248 code for a protein of 402 amino acids. Gene Ontology annotation, molecular function: DNA-binding transcription factor activity, RNA polymerase II-specific; RNA polymerase II transcription regulatory region sequence-specific DNA binding. Gene Ontology annotation, biological process: neuron differentiation; regulation of transcription by RNA polymerase II. Gene Ontology annotation, cellular component: nucleus. The transcript has 5 exons.
GGGGAGGAGAGGGGAGCCGGGGAGGAGGUGAAGGGGGUGGGGCGUACACUGGCCCCCUCUAGGUUUGGAGUCACUUUCUAGGCAACGCUACCUCUGCAACUUGGGCCGCCCCCAGCCCGCAGAGGAGAAGAGGGAGCGGUGGGGUGGGGGAGACCAGGCCUCCGGGCCCCUGGCUCUUGCUCCUUCACUGUCGGGCCCUGGUCCCCCCAGCCGGUGACCUGCCUGCCCUCAGGCACUUCUGGGCAGAGAGAGCGAGAGCGAGCAGAGGAGGCGAACCCCCAGCAAGCCGAGGAGGCAGGCGCGUGGACCUCCGGAGUCGCCCCGCCGCCCCCGCCCCCUCCCCCAAAACGAGAAGGUAAAUACUUACUUAGCCCCAGCACCAGGUACAAUCUAAUACUCAACAAUACUGACGCCUUGUUUUUUUGCUCUGUCCGGACCACAAUGCUGUAGCCAAUUUAGAUAUGCUAUAAAUUUAAGAGGUUGCCAUGGCCACGGCGCGCUUAUUGGCCGUCGGGCGCACUACGUGCGUCGCCACGUCACCAAAUCUGAAUAAGGAUGCGCGAAUUAGUCAGCGGCCAGACAAAGAUGAGGAUGCGGACGGCAUGAAAGUGGAGAAAAGUAGCAGACACUCCGGCACCCGGGGAAACAGCUCGCGAGGUGGGGAGAGAGCCGCCGCCACCGCCACCGCUGCUGCGCACGGGGGGGACGCUUAGAGAUCCGGAGAGUGUGGGGCCCAGGUCUAGGGGAUGAGGCUGUGAAACGCCACCACCGUCCCCCCCCUCUCCCGGCCACCGAGAGCUUACCGCCCCCCGGUCCCCUCCAGCUUAAGGAUUGACUCUCUGGCGUUUUGGCUGCCCGAUCAUCCGGCCCGGGGUAGCGGCGCCCGGGACUCGCGGCCGCCCGGGAGCGGCGGGCGCAUCGGGCCGGGCCGGGCCGGGCCGAGGGACUCAAGCUCUUGGAGCGAGAACCGCGAACGCCUGGAUUCCCGGGCCGAGAGGGCAACUGGGGGGAGCGGCUGGCUUUCCCGGGCCCUAGGGUCAUGAUGGUGCAUUGUGCCGGCUGCGAGCGGCCCAUCCUGGACCGGUUUCUACUCAACGUCCUGGACCGCGCGUGGCACAUCAAGUGUGUUCAGUGUUGCGAGUGCAAAUGUAACCUCACCGAGAAGUGUUUCUCGCGGGAAGGGAAACUCUACUGCAAGAACGACUUCUUCAGGCGCUUUGGCACCAAAUGCGCUGGGUGUGCGCAAGGCAUCUCUCCCAGCGACCUGGUUCGGAAGGCCCGAAGCAAAGUAUUUCACCUCAACUGCUUCACCUGCAUGGUCUGCAACAAGCAACUGUCCACGGGCGAGGAACUCUAUAUUAUAGAUGAGAACAAAUUUGUUUGCAAAGAGGACUAUUUGAACUCGCCCAGUGUCAAGGAAGGCAGCCUCAACUCAGUGUCAUCCUGUACGGACCGAAGUUUGUCCCCAGACCUCCAAGACCCGCUCCAGGACGACCCCAAAGAGACCGACAACUCGACGUCUUCUGAUAAGGAAACCACAAACAACGAGAACGAGGAACAGAACUCUGGCACCAAGAGGCGGGGGCCGCGCACCACCAUCAAGGCCAAACAGCUGGAAACGCUGAAGGCGGCCUUCGCAGCCACCCCCAAGCCCACGCGCCACAUCCGCGAGCAGCUGGCCCAAGAGACGGGUCUCAACAUGCGGGUCAUCCAGGUCUGGUUCCAGAACCGGCGGUCCAAGGAGCGCAGGAUGAAGCAGCUGAGCGCUCUUGGUGCCCGGAGACAUGCUUUCUUCAGGAGUCCGAGGCGCAUGCGUCCACUCGGUGGCCGACUGGAUGAGUCAGAGAUGCUGGGGUCCACCCCCUACACUUACUACGGAGAUUACCAAGGAGACUAUUACGGCCCUGGAGGAAACUAUGACUUCUUCCCGCACGCCCCGCCAUCCCAGGCGCAGUCGCCCGCGGACUCCAGCUACUUACCGAACUCAGGGCCCGGCUCCACCCCGCUGGGGCCCCUGGAGCCGCCCCUCCCGGGGCACCACUCUUCAGAAAACCAAAGGUACACGGAUAUGAUCUCGCACCCGGACACGCCGAGCCCUGAGCCGGGCAUGACUGGCUCCCUGCACCCCAUCCCGGGCGAGGUCUUCACCGGGGGGCCCAGCCCGCCUUUCUCUAUGUCCAGUAACACCGGCUACAGCGGGCCACUGUCACAUCCCAACCAGGAGCUGAACGAGGCCGCCGUGUGGUAAAAGCUGCUGGGCCCUUUCCCAGCCCCUUCCCUGCCCAAUACACCCGGCUUAGGAACUGCACGGAGCACCCAGACCUCUCCCCAUCCCAGGCCCGGCGCCUCUGUGGAUCCAGAGUCCUCCACGGCACACACAUGCACACAUUUCUCACUCACACAGAAUCACAAUUUCUCUCUCUCACACACACACAUUA